Molecule: messenger RNA, 1524 nt
Organism: Guillardia theta CCMP2712
Lineage: Eukaryota; Cryptophyceae; Pyrenomonadales; Geminigeraceae
Exons: 19
Coding region: 1-1524 (507 amino acids)
Source: RefSeq, a predicted model, not a curated record
AUGAAUGAUUUUGCCAACGAGGCGAGGAAGAAAAUCUCGAGUAUCAGGACGAGGAGGCCAAACUGUGCGUACAGCUCGGUACAGCCGAUCAACGUGGACGAGGAGAGGGAGAAGUUCCUCAAGAAAGCCAAGGAGUACGAGUGCGGGAGCAGGAAACGGCGGCCGGAGGAUCCGAUCUUCGAGUACGCGGACUCUGCCGAGUGCGAGAUGGCUUGCCCUGCAGUCCCUUGCUCUUGCUCGAGAGCGAAGAUGUGGGAGGAGUUUGGGCCGGCAGAUGACCGGUACAUCGAGCAAGCUCUCAAGAUCCUCAACCUGUACAAGGACGCCUCUACUUUGGAUCAGAUUGAUGUGGUUGCGGAUGCGCAAAGAUUGUCUCCGACUUCAGAUCCAUCGGGUCGAUGUUCAGACGUCCACAAGAUUGAGGAGUGGGUUAGGAAGUACCUUGAAGAGAUUGGUGUCGAGAAAUCCGUCGAGAUUGUCUGGAUGGACAAGAGUAAAUGCCGAUCAGCUUCGAUGAUCUCCACCAUCGUGAAUGGCGAAGUGAAGGGGAAAUUGCACCUGGUCAAAGACACGAUCCGAUGCUUCUUCAACUUCAUUUUCACCAGUGAUGUCCCAGGAAACCAGUGGACUCGAUUGAGAUUUCAGAGUUUGAUGGAUCACGAGAUUGGAACGCACUUCGUACGCGCGCACAACAACCAGAAGAUUGUGAACAUGAUGGGAAAAUGGACAAGAGAAGCGAAAAGUCCGAUCGUUGAUCUGAUAACGGAAGAGGGUCUUGCGAGCUUGAACACAUUGUUGAAGAGCAGAAACAAGCUCAUGUGGUCGCCCGCUCUAUCCUACUACUCUCAGUGUAGAGCGAGAGAGCUUGGCUUCACAGAUUUGUUUCUUGAGCUCAAGCAGUACGUUUCGUCCCCUGAAGCAAGAUGGUCGUACUGUCUUCGUUGCAAGCGAGGACUGAGGAAUUCAGCGCUUCCUGGGUCACUUGGCAAGGACCGAGCUUACUUGGAAGGAGCUAUCAAGAUUCUACAAAGAUUGAACGAUCUCGAUUUUGUCCUGUUACAUUCUAUGAAGGUCUCUUUGGAAGAUUACAAUGAUGCAAAGAUUGUGUUGCUGCGGAACUCGUCCCUUACCCGGCAACUUCACAUCCCAUCGUUCCUCAGCAACAUCGCCGACUACAAAGAAAGCUUGAAGGAGAUUGCCAGAGUGAAUCUCAUCGACGUCAAGGAGAAGAAGAGAGCAAGGAGUUUCUUCUCACUGACUUCUGUCGGUGCGAUGAGAAGAUCUUUUGAGAUGAGGCGAUCGGAGCUGAUGGAGAAAAAUCUCGACAAGAUCUCGUCGCUAGCACGAAAGCACGCCGACCUUCUGUUGAGCUCAGCGAAGCAGAAUCGGAAGAAGACGCGGCAAGCUGUGAUUGCGAGGUGUGUUGGAAGCUCCAAGAGAGAAGAGAACAGGAACGCGAUCUUAGAUGAAUGUUUCAAGCAGAGGCAGAAGUCGAACAAACUUGUAAAUGCCAAGAACACAUGA